AUGGCGGCUAAGUGCGUUCACAAAGGAUGCGGAAAGGUCUUUACCGACCCUGCAGAAGACUGUGUCUACCACCCUGGCCCACCGAUCUUCCAUGAGGGCCAGAAGGGUUGGAAAUGCUGCAAACCCCGCGUUCUCACCUUCGACGAAUUCCUUACUAUCCCACCAUGCACCACUGGCAAACACUCCACAGUCGACGACACGCCGAAGGAAGAGCCUAAGAAGGCUGAUGUCUCCAAGAUAGCUACUCUUGCGGAGAAACUAGAUGAGAAGGCACUGCCGACAACGACACCUAUUAAUCCUGCUGCUGCCAUUCCACCGCCAUCUGCCCCCGCACCUCCUCCAGAGCCCGACUCUGACGACCCCUCGCUCGCGAUUCCAGCAAACGCAACAUGUCGGCGUAAGGGAUGCAAUGCGAAUUUCAACCCGAAUAUUUCUCGCGACAACGAAAUAUGUUUACACCACCCUGGCCAUCCUAUUUUUCAUGAAGGUAGCAAAGGUUGGUCGUGCUGUAAGAGGAGGGUACUAGAAUUCGACGAGUUUAUGAAGAUUGCUGGGUGCACGGAGAAAAAGAGACAUCUGUUUGUGGGUAAAGGCAAGGCUGCCGGCGAGGAAAAGGUCAAUGACGUUCGGAAUGAUUUCUACCAGACCGCGACGACUGUCAAUGUAUCAUUAUACCUCAAGAAGAUCGAUAAGGAAAAAGCCAAGGUUACUUUCGACACCAACUCGAUUGACUUUGACCUGCUUACCACUGACAACAAACGAUUUACCAAAACAUACAAUCUUUUUGCGCCGAUUGACCCGAACGCUUCGCAAUAUACUGUUUUUGGGACUAAGUUGGAGUUGAAGUUGGUCAAAGGUGAUGGACAGAGCUGGCCAGUCUUGCGCAGUGAUGAUCAAUGGACUGGCGAGCGCAUCCAGAUUGGCCAGGCUGGUCGUUUUGCGUAGAGCUGUUUGGGGCAGGACUAUAGUGAUAUAAUGCGAUCUGAUGACGGGGCAUUCACGGAGUUUUUUUGUUGAUUUCUAUAAAAUAGUAUUCAUGGACUAGGUGCCAUGUUGAGCUUCGGUGGAUGGAAUAAUUAGGAGAGAACAGCUUU
Molecule: messenger RNA, 1094 nt
Organism: Talaromyces proteolyticus
Lineage: Eukaryota; Fungi; Ascomycota; Eurotiomycetes; Eurotiales; Trichocomaceae
Product: CORD and CS domain protein
Exons: 3
Coding region: 1-945 (314 amino acids)
Source: RefSeq, a predicted model, not a curated record